UGCAGCUGAUGAAGAUGAACUCUGCUCGUCCUCCUCAGUCUGCAGACAGCAUGGCUCGCCUCGUAGAGUGUGUCCCCAACUUCUCCGAGGGCAGAAACAAAGAGGUGAUCGAUGCCAUCUCUGCAGCCGUCUCUCAGACCCCAGGCUGCAGCCUGCUGGACGUUGACCCCGGAGCCUCCACCAACCGCACAGUCUACACAUUCGUGGGUUCCCCUGAGGCGGUGGUGGAGGGGGCUUUGAGCGCUGCCCGACAGGCCUUUAGCCUCAUCGACAUGAGCAAACACUCAGGGGAACACCCACGGACUGGAGCGCUGGACGUCUGUCCCUUCAUCCCCGUCCAAAACGUCAGCAUGGACGACUGUGUCCACUGUGCCAACGAGUUUGGACGAAGACUGGCAGAGGUGUUGCAUGUUCCUGUCUAUCUUUACGGAGAAGCAGCUCGAACAGAAACGAGGAGGAACCUUCCAUCAGUGCGAGUCGGAGAGUACGAAGCUUUACCUGACAAGCUGAAACGUCCAGAGUGGGCUCCUGACUUUGGCCCCGCCCACUUUGUUCCAUCGUGGGGCGCCACAGUAACCGGUGCUCGAAAGUUCCUCAUCGCCUACAAUGUGAAUCUGAUCAGCACCAAAGAACAGGCUCAUCGCAUCGCACUGGACAUCCGCGAGCAGGGCCGAGGGAAGGACCAGCCUGGGCUCCUAAAGAAGGUACAGGGGAUGGGCUGGUACCUGGAGGAGUCCAACCUCGCUCAAGUGUCCACCAACAUCCUGGACUUUGAGCUGACCCCACUCCACAGCGUGUACGAGGAGAUCUGCAGAGCUGCGGAGGAGCUGAAGCUCCCGGUGGUCGGCUCGCAGAUCGUUGGUCUGAUCCCCCUGAAGGCUCUGCUGGACUCUGCAGAGUUCUACAUCAACAGAGACCAACUCUUCAUCAUGGAAGAGGAGCAUAAAGUCCGACUUGUUAUCAGUAAACUUGGCCUAGACUCUCUCGGCCCGUUUAAUCCAAAGGAGAGAAUAAUAGAGUACAUGGUGAGGUCACAGGAGGAGGAGGGGCUUGUGUCUCUGUCUCUGCGGCAGUUCGUUCACAGCGUUGCCGCUCGGACGGCGGCACCCGGAGGAGGGUCCGUUUCUGCAGCGAUCGCUGCUCUGGGGGCGGGGCUUGGUGCCAUGGUGGGACAGAUGACGUAUGGCAAGAGACAAUUUGACCAUUUGGACAGUGUGAUGAGGAAACUGAUUCCUCCCUUUCAUCAGGCCAUGGACGAGCUGCUGCUCAUGGUGGACAAAGACACGUCUGCCUUUAAUGGCUUCAUGGCGGCACUGAAGCUACCAAAGAACUCUGCUGAGGAAAUUAAAAGAAGAGACGCUGCCAUGCAGGAUGGUCUGAAGCAGGCUGUCUUUGUCCCCUUGGCUUUGGCUGAAAGGAUCAGUGUCCUCUGGCCGUCUCUGAGAGAAAUGGUUCUGUACGGAAACAUCGGCUGCAAAUCUGACGCUCAGGUUGCAGCUAAAGCUCUGGAGGCUGCGGUCUUUGGAGCGUACUACAAUGUGAUGAUCAACCUGAAGGACGUCACAGAUGAAGCCUUUAAACUGACUACACAAAGAAAAGUUUCUGCGCUCCUGCAGGAGGCGAAAGAAAACGUGACCUCCAUCCUGGAUGCUGCUGAGAAGAGAGGCUGAAAAGAUUGAUGUUAAUUAAAUCUCAAAUUACAAAAAGAAAAAAAACAGAAAAUAAACAAACACCUUUUGCUUAGAUUUAACUUCACUUUCAGGUCAACAAUUUGCACCACUACAUGUACUAAUGGUACUGAUAGUUUAUUAAGUAUACACAUGAUAUUUGUGAAUGUAGGUCAAUAAAUAUCCAAGUAUUUAAUAAAGCUACGGCCGCACAA
Molecule: messenger RNA, 1882 nt
Organism: Austrofundulus limnaeus
Lineage: Eukaryota; Metazoa; Chordata; Actinopteri; Cyprinodontiformes; Rivulidae
Gene: ftcd
Product: formimidoyltransferase cyclodeaminase
Exons: 14
Coding region: 9-1670 (553 amino acids)
Molecular function (GO): transferase activity; folic acid binding
Source: RefSeq, a predicted model, not a curated record